GCAGAGUGUCAAUCAAUUUUAACGCUGCUGCUGUUAAAAAUCAGUGCUGCACAGCCAUCGAAUAAACAGACGAAAAAUAACUUUAUAAUAAAAACACCAAAGCAAAAAGGCAACAAAAAGGCAUACAAACUGUGAUCUCAGAAUGUAUCAGGAGUAUCUAAAUCAAUUGCAAUCAUCGCUCUUUCCGAUGAACUCGGAUCAGCUGAAGGAGCUGCUCAACGACGACGACAAACUGGACAACAAAGUCGACGAGGUGCUCGAAUCGCUGAAGACCCAAAAAGUUCGCUUCUUCGAGGAGAAUCGCAGCCGGGCCGAGAAGAACAUUGAGAAGGAGCCGCAGGUGAUCGAAUUGCGCGCCAAGCUAGCCGAGCUGACCGAGGAGGGACGCACCAGUUGUGCCGCCGUCCAGGAUCUGCUCGCCCAGAUCAAGGAGAAAUCCGGCGGCAUUAGCCAGGAGACGGCAUUGGCGCUGCUCCAAACGGCUGCCUCGGAGAGCGAGGAGCAGACGGAGGAGUGUGUGAAACGCUUCAAUGACAACGAACUGAACGUGGAAGCAUUUCUCGACGAGUUCCUGGCCAGCCGCCGCACAAUGCAUCUGCGCAAACUGAAGGCGGAGAAGAUGCAGGAACUGAUACGCAAACAAAAUGCUCCACAGCGUCCAGGCACUGCAGGAGGUGGCGUGGCCUAUGGCAAUAUACCCAACUUCUAUCCAGGCGCAUCGAGUGGCGGAGGCGUUCCAUAUCCGAUGAUGGGUCCGCUGAUGCCAAUGCCGCCACCAUCGCGACCCUAUUAAGCCCUCUGCAUCAUAGUCUUAAGUAUUUUAAUAUUAAAUUUGAACAUGCUGCCAUUGCAACAAAAAAAAAUAGAAGACUCUUUAAGCAUGACUCAUCAAAUGCUUUGUUUAUAUUCAAUUAUGAUGCGCAUUUGAUUGGCAACAACGUUUUAAUCAACAAAGAAUCUGGCAAUAAAGCAACGCUUCUCGGGUUUAGAA
This is a messenger RNA of Drosophila grimshawi, 991 nucleotides long. It is a transcript of the gene Vps37B, whose product is annotated as vacuolar protein sorting-associated protein 37B. NCBI's taxonomy places the organism in Eukaryota, Metazoa, Arthropoda, Insecta, Diptera, Drosophilidae. Gene Ontology annotation, cellular component: ESCRT I complex. Gene Ontology annotation, biological process: protein targeting to membrane; protein targeting to vacuole; ubiquitin-dependent protein catabolic process via the multivesicular body sorting pathway. The transcript has a single exon. The record is from RefSeq and is a predicted model, not a curated record. The coding region runs from base 143 to 793 and encodes 216 amino acids.